This is a messenger RNA of Pistacia vera, 1537 nucleotides long. Its product is annotated as putative glutamine amidotransferase GAT1_2.1. The transcript is spliced from 4 exons. Gene Ontology annotation, cellular component: cytosol. The coding region runs from base 1 to 1299 and encodes 432 amino acids. The record is from RefSeq and is a predicted model, not a curated record. Lineage: Eukaryota; Viridiplantae; Streptophyta; Magnoliopsida; Sapindales; Anacardiaceae. Gene Ontology annotation, molecular function: hydrolase activity, acting on carbon-nitrogen (but not peptide) bonds, in linear amides.
AUGGCUUCUCCUGAUCUCUCUGUGAUUCUCCCUCGUGUUCUCAUCGUCUCCAGACGUACUGUUCGCAAGAACAAAUUUGUAGAUUUUGUUGGUGAAUAUCAUCUUGAUCUUAUAGUUCGUUACGGUGCAGUGCCAGUUAUUGUACCUCGAGUUAAUGGGGUGCAUAUGUUAUUAGAUAGCUUUGAGCCGAUUCAUGGUGUUCUUCUUUGUGAAGGAGAAGAUAUUGAUCCGUCGUUAUACGAAGCUGAAACGUCAAGUCUUUCACCGGAGGAAUUGGAAGAGAUCCGGCGACUGCAUGCAAGUGAUACUGCAAUCGAUAAAGAAAAGGAUUCAAUCGAGCUAAGGCUCGCGAAACUUUGCCUGGAAAGAAACAUACCUUAUCUGGGAAUUUGCAGAGGGUCCCAAGUAUUAAAUGUUGCCAGUGGAGGUUCCCUUUACCAAGAUGUAGAGAAGGAAGUCUCAAAGAAAUGCUCUGAAAACCAGAGAGUUGUGCACAUUGAUUAUGGUAAUUAUGAUGGGCACAGGCAUGCGGUGAGAGUGGUGGAAAAAACUCCUUUGCAUGAUUGGUUUAAGGAUUCUUUGGAGGAAGAAAAAAUGGAGAUCUGGGUUAAUAGUUAUCACCACCAAGGUGUUAAGAGAUUAGCUCAACGUUUUGUGCCAAUGGCUUUUGCACCUGACGGUUUGAUUGAAGGGUUCUAUGAUCCAGAUGCUUAUAAUCCUGAAGAGGGUAAGUUCAUAAUGGGACUCCAAUUUCAUCCUGAACGAAUGAGGGAGCCUGAUUCAGAUGAAUUUGAUUAUCCAGGAUGCCCAUCUGCAUAUCAGGAAUUUGUGAAGGCCGUAAUAGCUUAUCAGAAAAAGCUUAACAGUAAUUCAGCUCGUGUCCCAAAGCCCCCAAAUCUAAACCAAGAAAUUGAGAACAAAAGAAAAACUAUAAUCAAGAGUUUCUCCUUGGCAAGAGACAUGUAUAUGUCUGGCCGUGUCAUGAAUCCAUCAAAAGAAUCUAAACUAAUUCAAGCAGGGGCAGAUUUUCUUGAGUCAAACACAGCAUUCAGUUUGCAACAAGAGAAAAGGCUGAAGCAAAUGGGUGCAACAGUGAGGAAUGCAAAUUCCUACCUGGAGAGAUUGAAAUUGAAUGAAGAGAGAGAAAGAAUAGCUCGAAAUGUGAUGGGGAAGAUGUCAGUGGAGAGGUUAUCCGAUCUCAUGUCUUUCUACCUGAUGAUGAGCCAGAUAUGUACAGAAGUGAUGGAAAGAAAGCUUCAUGGUUUUGUCAAUAAUGAAAACGACUCUUCGCACUCAUGAGGAGGCAGAUGUGUUUCACAAUCUAUGUUGUCAAUUAACGUCGGUUCUGUUUGUUUCUCUACUAGGAGACUUUAGGUUACAGCGCAUUUUGGCUGAAUCCAGAGUCAAUUUGGUUGAGGAUUCACAGGAUUCUUGGCGGAAAGUACUGGAAAGGCCGAAUCUAUAUGUAACUUUGUGUGUUUGUUUUAUUUUUUAUUUCCUUUUUGCAGCAUUGAGAAUGUGAAUGGGUGAUCAACAG